AGGAGCCCGAGAGGGAGGCCCUGCUUCGGGCUCCUGCCUCAGUCGCCGGGCAGCAAGAUGGCGCUGCGGCCGGGCCAGGGAGCCGGCGGCGGCGGUUCCCUCAGCACCUCCUCGGCCGCCGCCGCCGCUCCUCUGCCGGGCACCGCCGGGCCGCCUCCGGGAGCAGCAGGUGGCGCCGGAGGAAGCCCCGGGCCUGCCAGCUUCAUGUUUCCUGUUGCGGGUGGUCUUGGUCCUCAGGGUAUGAUUCCCAUGCAACAGCAAGGCUUCUCGAUGGUGUCGGUCAUGCAGCCCAACAUGCAGGGCAUGAUUGGAAUGAAUUACGGCUCUCAGAUGCCUCCUGGAACAAUGACCAUGCAGGGUGGCAUGAAUCUGGGCCCGAUGCCAGCGGCUGGGAUGUCAUACAUGGGGCAGGCUCCCUUCUUAGGAAUGCGCCCAGCAGCUCCUCAGUACACCCAGGACAUGCGGAAGCAGUUUGUGGAAGAGCAACAGAAACGAUAUGAACACCAGCAAAAGUUUUUCGAAGAGGAAAGAAAAAGGCGCCAGUUUGAAGAGCAGAAACAAAAGCUACGGCUUUUAAGCAGCGUGAAGCCAAAGAUGGGUGAGAAGAGCAGAGACGAUGCACUGGAAGCUAUUAAAGGGAACCUGGAUGGGUUUUCCAGAGAUGCGAAGCUGCACCCCACGCCGACAUCACAUCCAAAAAACUCAGAUCAUCCCACGCCAUCCCAUUCUACUGUGUCUGUCUCCCAAACCUCUGCCUUUCUUGACGAUGACGAGUUUAGUGACUUUAUACAGGGGCCUGUCGAAAACGCCCCGACAUUCGUGCCUCCCACCUCUUCCCAGCCUUUUCAGUCUUGCCAUCCUUCCUCCCAGGCUGGGCAACGGCUUUCAGAGAAGGUUGUGGCCCAGUCUCUCCCUCCAGCCCAGAUUCCAGUGUCCUCCAUCUUUCAUGGCCCCAGGGGGCAGGUUCCUUAUUUCUCUGCUUCUCCAGCUUCACAAAACACUCAGAAAACAGGCCCUCCCUUGGAAGAGAAGCCCCUGCCACCCUGUGGGUUGAGUGAAUUUGGGCAGGCACAAACCCAACUUAAAACUCCUGAUGCUGAGCUCAGUGCCGCAGCUGCAGCUGCAAACGGCCCUGAUCCCAGGUUAGGGGCCAGUAACUGGCAGCCUGUAGGGGCGCUCCCGAGCGGCAGCCCCAGUUCAAAGGCAAACAAGGCUUCAGAACAAAACCUGUCAGCCCAAGAGCGUGGUGUCGGAGUCUUCCCUUCCCAGGAUCCAAUCCAGCAACUGAUGCCUCCCUGGAUUUACAAUGAUAAUUUAGUUCCAGAUCUGUACAAGAAAAUUCUAGAAACCACUAUGACGCCCACUGGAAUAGACACUGGCAAACUUUAUCCCAUCCUGAUGUCAUCUGGACUUCCGAGGGAGACACUUGGGCAAAUAUGGGCCUUGGCCAACCGCACCACUCCUGGGAAGCUUACGAAAGAAGAGCUGUAUACCGUUCUGGCGAUGAUAGCCGUAACUCAGAGGGGCCUUCCGGCUAUGAGCCCCGACGGUUUGAACCAGUUCCCCUCUGCCCCGCUCCCUACACUGAGUGGGCUCCCGAUGGCAAUCCCUGUCACGGUGAGCCAGCAGCCGAUGAUGCCGCCGGGGCCUCCCGUCUCCAUGCCUCUUAGUAUGGCGCCCACCGUGGUGGGGAUCAACAUGGCUGCACCAGUGGCGGGACCUUCAGCGCCGGCACCCAGCGGGUUCAUGCCGUCUUACCCCCAAGCCAGGUCAGCAGCCAAACAGGAUGACGACGACUUCCAAGAUUUCCAGGACGCUUCUAAGUCUGGGGGGCUUGAUGACACCUUUACAGAUUUCCAGGGAGAAGUAUCUGGAUCAAGCAAGGCGUGUGCUGCACAGCAGCAGAGCAGCGCCCCUCCGAUGCUGAUCCCGCUCUCCGGCGCGAAGGUGCCGCCCGCUGUGGAUAAGUACGCCGUUUUCAAAGGGAUUGCCACCGACAAGGCUACAGAAAGCACAGCUUCACUUGGAGAUUAUGGAGACAAGUACAGUGCUUUCCGAGUGCUGGAGCAGCAGCCUGAGAGUAAGCCCUUAGGAGACAGCUUUGCAGAGUUCAAGUCUGCCGGAGCAGAUGACGGCUUCACGGAUUUCAAAACCGCCGACAGCAUCUCUCCGCUAGACCCGCCGAUGAAAGACAAACCUUUCUCUCCGCCUUUCCCUUCUCUACCUGCACAGUCAAAGCCACCGCCGCAAGGAAAGCCUUCUCUGAACCUGGCGGACCUCGAUCUGUUUUCCUUGGCCCCUGCCGGCGAGAACAGACCUCUUCCCUUUCCGCCCGCCUACAACUCGCCCCAGCAGCCGUCUUUCCCUGCACCACCACCUCCGGCUUCUGCCGCUCCUGCGACUCUGCCGGCACCUGGCAACAGCUCGAUCCUGCCCGACGACUUUGCCGACUUCAAUCUCUUUGCGGGGUUGUCGAAUUGUACCUCAGCCGCCACUCAGGAUGAAUUUGCAGACUUCAUGGCUUUCAAUAACAGCGUCGGCUCUUCACUCAAGCAAGAGGCCAGCCCCAUUCCUCCCGCUGGCUCCUUGGCCAACACUCUGAAGAGCGGUCAGAGCUCGGCCCCCGCCUCCACCAAAUACAACAUCUUCAAACAGCUGUCUCUGGACGGCCCUGGCAUAGGCUUUGAAGAACUGAAAGACCACACCCCUUCGUCCGUGAAAAGCGAGGACGACUUUGCCGACUUCCACUCGAACAAGUUUUCCUCCAGUUCCGAGAAAUCCCUGGUUGACAAACUGGCAGCUUUCAAGCAUGCGAAAGAGGACUCUGCUUCGGUCAAGUCUCUGGACCUCCCGUCCAUCGGGGGCAGCAGCGUGGGCAAGGAAGACUCUGAAGAUGCGCUCUCUGUCCAGUUUGACAUGAAGCUGGCGGACGUGGGAGGAGACCUUAAGCAUGUCAUGUCUGAUAGCUCUUUGGAUUUGCCAACCGUUAGUGGUCAGCAUCCGCCAGCCGCAGAUCUUGAUGACUUGAAAGGGACCACCUUUGGAAGCUUCAGCAACGGCUCCACUCUGGGUGGCUUCCCAAGCUAUGAUUGGUCUGACAAAGACGACGCCUACCAAAGCAGGAAGUCCCUCCCCUUCCCCUUUCCUCCAGGAAGUGGCUCCUCCUUGGCCACCUCCAUCCUCCAGAAGAAAGAGACUCUGUUUGGCAGCUCGGAGAACAUCACCUUGACCACUGUUUCCAAAGUCACCACCUUUGCAAGUGAGGAUGCUCUCCAGGACGUGAAGUUCUCACCUUUUGCUAACUUCAAAGAACCUGACCCUCAGUCUGCGGACCAGAGUGACGAUGAUGUUGAAGGCUUUGGGGAGUUUGCAAGGCCUUUGGCAGAGACAGCUGGAAGCCCAGCUGUAGGCACGCCCCAAGAGGCUGACUCAGCUGGCCUGUCCGUAGAAGCAGCCAAAGAAGGCACCGACGACUUUGGAGAGUUUCAGAGCGAGAAGCCCAAAAUCAGCAAAUUUGACUUCUUACUGGCAACUUCCCAAGGGAAGGUGAAAUCGAGUGAAGAAAUGAUCAAGAGUGAGCUUGCAACGUUCGACCUCUCUGUUCAAGGAUCUCACAAACGGAGCCUGAGUUUGGGCGACAGAGAGAUCAGCCGCUCCUCACCUUUGCCACCUCCGGAGCAGCCGUUUCGAGAUCGGUCCAAUACCCUCAGUGAGAAGCCAGCCCUGCCCGUCAUCCGAGACAAGUACAAAGAUCUCACGGGGGAAGUGGAGGAAAGUGAGAGAUAUGCCUAUGAAUGGCAGAGAUGUUUAGAAAGUGCCCUCCAGGUCAUCAAGAAGGCAAAUGACACCCUGAAUGGAAUCAGCAGCUCCUCUGUCUGCACCGAAGUGAUCCACUCUGCGCAAGGCAUGGAGUACUUAUUAGGGGUCGUUGAGGUUUAUAGAGUCACCAAACGGGUAGAGCUGGGCAUCAAAGCCACAGCCGUCUGUAGCGAGAAGCUCCAGCUACUACUGAAGGACAUUGACAAAGUGUGGAACAACCUGAUCAGUUUCAUGUCACUUGCUGCUUUAACGCCUGACGAAAACUCACUCGAUUUUUCCUCCUGUAUGCUUCGCCCAGGAAUCAAAAAUGCCCAAGAACUGGCUUGUGGGGUGUGCCUCUUGAAUGUAAAUUCUCGAAGCAAAAAAGAAGAGAAGCCUCCGGAGGAACCUCCUAGAGAAGCCUUUAACUCGGAAACGGACAAUUUCAAACUUGCUUACGGAGGGCACCAGUAUCACGCCAGCUGCGCCAACUUCUGGAUCAACUGCGUUGAGCCCAAACCCCCGGGCCUCAUUUUGCCUGACCUACUUUAA
This is a messenger RNA of Podarcis muralis (Common wall lizard), 4350 nucleotides long. The record is from RefSeq and is a predicted model, not a curated record. NCBI's taxonomy places the organism in Eukaryota, Metazoa, Chordata, Lepidosauria, Squamata, Lacertidae.